Messenger RNA from Rhizoctonia solani, 1053 nucleotides. RefSeq names its product glycosyltransferase family 1 protein. Bases 1 to 1053 code for a protein of 350 amino acids. The record is from RefSeq and is a predicted model, not a curated record. The transcript is spliced from 5 exons. NCBI's taxonomy places the organism in Eukaryota, Fungi, Basidiomycota, Agaricomycetes, Cantharellales, Ceratobasidiaceae. Gene Ontology annotation, molecular function: UDP-glycosyltransferase activity.
AUGAGCAUUAGUCGAGGAACACAAGACGCGCAGAACUUGAUCCAAUACAAACUUCAAAGCGAAGAUGUGUUGACCAAGUCCAAGGACCUAUCUCCACAGGAUAUCUCCAACUUAUUGGUUUGCGUGCCAGGAAUUCCUCCUCAUUAUCAAUGGGAGAUGGCAACGCAAGAACUCCCAUUUGCAGGUCCAGUCAUGUCGUUUUUACUUGGAAGAUGGAAAGCAAUGGUAGAACGUAUUGAUACUGUCAUAUCGUGUACAACGUUCGAGAUGGAGCCUAUAUCUGCCACUGCCCUACCGAAAUUCAUAGGGAAAGGCCUUGAACAGUUCUGUAUUGGUCCUUCCGUAGACCUUACCCCACCUCAUCAGCCAGAUCCCGAUUCGCCUGUCACACAAUUUCUCGACCGUGCGUAUGCUGAAAAUGGCGCUCAUUCAAUUAUCUACAUUUCUUUUGGGACACUCUUUUUCCCUCUUAUGGACUCGAUACCUCAUUUGAUGGCUGUUCUCGAUGAAAUCUCGAAGUUUGGAUAUAGAUUUAUAUUUGCUUUAUCAUCAGCAAGCGCGACCCUUGACAAGUCGUGGAUGGAUGGACAUAUUGACGCAGGAAAUGCGAUAUUUCCUCAAUGGACCAACCAAACUGCGGUUCUUGAACACCCUGCCAUUCACUACUUCUUGUCUCAUGGCGGGUGGAACUCGACCACCGAAGCGCUUGUUCGUGGUGUCCCAAUGAUCUUCUGGCCGAUGGGGGCCGACCAACCUACAAAUGCUAUACAAAUCGCCGCUGUUCAUGAUUGCGGUUUUGAGCUCCUACAGGUUCGCACUGGGCCCGCCAAGUUUGUAGCCUACCAAAACGGCAGGGAGGUCGAGAUAGUUGGUACCGAUGACGCUGUGCGCGACGAGAUGGGGCGAAUACUCAAGAUGAGCAAAGGGACACGAGGCAGACACCAGCGAAUGAAUGUUCGAAUGCUGGGUAGGGUUAUUACUGAGUCUUUAGGACCGGGGGGUAGUGGGGAUAUUGCGCUUGAAAGACUGGGCGUGAAGUUGGGUCUUGUGUAA